Plasmodium reichenowi is the source of this 657-nucleotide messenger RNA. RefSeq names its product proteasome subunit beta type-3, putative. Gene Ontology annotation, cellular component: proteasome core complex, beta-subunit complex; proteasome core complex. Lineage: Eukaryota; Apicomplexa; Aconoidasida; Haemosporida; Plasmodiidae. The coding region runs from base 1 to 657 and encodes 218 amino acids. The transcript has 4 exons. Gene Ontology annotation, biological process: proteasome-mediated ubiquitin-dependent protein catabolic process. The record is from RefSeq and is a predicted model, not a curated record.
AUGGGGUCUAUAUAUAAUUAUAAUGGUGGUUGCGUUUUAGGAAUGAGUGGAUUAAACUGUGUUGCGAUAGCAUGUGAUUUGAGAUUAGGAGCAAAUACAUUUACAACCGUUAGUACAAAAUUUAGUAAGAUUUUCAAGAUGAAUAAUAAUGUAUAUGUAGGAUUAAGUGGAUUAGCUACUGAUAUACAAACGUUAUAUGAAAUAUUAAGAUAUCGUGUUAAUUUAUAUGAAGUUAGGCAAGAUGCAGAAAUGGAUGUUGAAUGUUUUGCAAAUAUGUUAUCGAGCAUACUAUAUUCUAAUAGAUUUUCUCCUUAUUUUGUUAAUCCUAUAGUUGUUGGAUUUAAACUUAAACAUUAUGUAGAUGAAGAAGGAGAAAAGAAAGUUAACUAUGAACCUUAUCUCACAGCAUAUGAUUUAAUUGGAGCCAAAUGUGAAACUAGAGAUUUUGUUGUGAACGGGGUAACAUCUGAACAGCUUUUUGGAAUGUGUGAAUCGUUAUAUGUCAAGGAUCAGGAUGAAAAUGGACUUUUUGAAACUAUCUCCCAGUGUUUGUUAAGUGCUUUGGAUAGAGAUUGUAUCUCCGGAUGGGGAGCCGAAGUUUUAGUUUUAACCCCUGAAAAAAUUAUAAAGAAAAAGCUUAAAGCAAGAAUGGAUUAA